GGCCUGUCCGUGCAGCCGGGCUCGGGUUUGACGUGGGGGGCCUUCCGGGGUGCGGGGCAGUCCCUGCCUGCUUCUGCUCCCUAGUUUCUUCAGCCCGGGGCUUGCCUCGCGGGACGGGGACCUCGCGCCUGAGGGUCGCGGGCUGGCACGCGCGGCCUCCCACCUCCGCGGCGCAGGCCCCGGGAGGGCGGAGGGGCGCGCACGGACUCGCCGAGGAGGACGUUCGGGCGCCGGGGAGGCUGCGCAUGCCGGGGAGUCGGCGGGACCCAGUCGUGGUUCCGUGGAGCCGCAGGGCGCCGGCCGCCCAGAGCUGACGUUGCACUGAUUGGAUUGGCUGUCAUGGGCCAGAAUUUAAUUCUGAACAUGAAUGACCAUGGCUUUGUGGUCUGUGCUUUUAAUAGGACAGUCUCCAAAGUUGAUGAUUUCUUGGCCAAUGAGGCGAAGGGCACCAAAGUGGUUGGUGCACAAUCCUUGAAGGAGAUGGUCUCCAAGUUGAAGAAGCCCCGGCGGAUCAUACUUCUUGUGAAGGCCGGCCAAGCUGUGGAUGAUUUCAUUGAAAAACUGGUACCGUUGUUGGACACUGGUGACAUCAUCAUUGAUGGAGGAAAUUCUGAAUAUCGGGAUACUACACGGCGAUGUCGAGACCUCAAGGCCAAGGGAAUCUUGUUUGUGGGAAGUGGAGUCAGUGGUGGUGAGGAAGGGGCCCGGUAUGGCCCAUCACUUAUGCCAGGAGGGAACAAAGAAGCCUGGCCCCACAUCAAGGCAAUCUUCCAAGGCAUUGCUGCAAAAGUCGGAACUGGAGAACCCUGCUGUGACUGGGUGGGAGAUGAGGGAGCCGGACAUUUUGUGAAGAUGGUGCACAAUGGGAUAGAGUACGGUGACAUGCAGCUGAUCUGCGAGGCUUACCACUUGAUGAAGGAUGUUCUGGGCAUGGGGCAUGAGGAGAUGGCCCAGGCAUUUGAGGAAUGGAACAAGACAGAGCUAGACUCGUUCCUGAUCGAAAUCACUGCUAAUAUUCUCAAAUUCCGAGAUACUGAUAGCCAACACCUGCUGCCAAAGAUCAGAGACAGUGCAGGGCAGAAGGGCACCGGAAAAUGGACUGCCAUCUCAGCCCUGGAGUAUGGCAUUCCAGUCACGCUCAUUGGAGAAGCUGUCUUUGCUCGGUGCUUAUCAUCUCUAAAGGAUGAGAGAAUUCAAGCCAGCAGAAAGCUUAAGGGCCCUCAGAAGGUCCAGUUUAAAGGUGAUAAAACGUUAUUCCUUGAAGACAUUCGAAAGGCCCUCUAUGCUUCCAAGAUAAUCUCAUAUGCUCAAGGCUUUAUGCUGCUCAGACAGGCAGCUGCUGAAUUUGGCUGGACCCUCAAUUAUGGUGGCAUUGCCCUGAUGUGGAGAGGGGGCUGCAUCAUAAGAAGUGUAUUCCUGGGAAAGAUAAAAGAUGCAUUUGAUCGAAACCCAGAACUUCAGAACCUACUGCUAGAUGACUUCUUUAAAUCUGCUGUUGAAAACUGCCAGGACUCCUGGCGGCGGGCGGUCAGCACCGGGGUCCAGGCAGGCAUUCCCAUGCCCUGCUUCACCACUGCCCUCUCCUUCUAUGACGGAUACAGACACGAGAUGCUGCCAGCCAACCUCAUCCAGGCUCAGCGAGAUUACUUUGGGGCUCACACCUAUGAACUCUUAGCCAAACCGGGACAGUUUUUCCACACUAAUUGGACAGGCCACGGUGGCAGUGUGUCAUCCUCCUCAUACAAUGCCUAAUGGGCAUUGCUCACCCUUUGACUCCAAAGACCGAACAUUCCGUGUGCCACACAGCACUCCUCACGGCCAUUUGCCCUAGUUCCUGGUUAGAUCUUUGCAAGUGUUGGAAGCGACUCCUGAAGAAGUCACACAGGGCCUAUUAGAAAAGUGGUUAUGAGCCACUGUGUUUUUGAACCUGGCCUCCUGGGACUGCCUAGGAACUGAUCAUGCCACCAUUCCUUGAAGCUGUCAGUGAGGCUGCAGCUCCUAGCACAGAGGGGAGGGGGUUUGUAGGAUUUGAUCACACUGGAUCCUUGUAUCACGCAGCUUCCCCUUUCCCCUUCUCAGUAAAAGCUACAUACUAUCGUGCACUUCUUCCACACUCUUGCUCUCACCUGGCCACAUCAGGCCAUUAUCCCACCAGAGAAAGGUGUGCUGUGAGUUUGUUAUAUUCAAAUCAAUUUUUUUCCUUUAAGCCUCAUUAAUUUUUUCUUCUUUUGACUGCAAAUAAUACAAGAAACACCAAAUCAAGGAUCACGAUUGUGUCUUGGGGGUGAGGAGGCAGCUGGGAGUGGGAGGGCAGCAGCUUUAAUGUGUUGUUUUGUGUUCUUUCAUAAGCAGUUGGUACAUGGAUGUUCACUGUAACUAUGCCUUCUUGUCUGUCAUAAUAAACUUUUUAGAGAAUUACAUGUAAAUGUUGGGCUUAGCUUUGUCUCAGUCAGGGCCUGCUCCUGACUGCCUUUUCACUUAGCCUUGUUUACUGACAGUGUUAUGUGCCCUGGGGCCAUGGCCUGCUUUAUACAAGCAGUUUAACUCCACUCCAUAAUGAUUUUUCUUGAAUCUUUCAAGAGUCCUAAGGACAGUGACAGCAAAUAGUGCCUGUUUGGACGCUGGUCUCUAUAAUUUGACCUCUGGCCGCUGUCUCAGAAGAGUGAGUUGCAGGGGCAGGUGGAGCUGACAUGGGGGAGAAAACCUAUGUCAUUAAAUCAACUUAUUUAUUUGGCUUUUUGGGACAGGGUCUUGCUAGGUAGCCUAAACUGUCAUGGGCAAUUAACUUCCUGCCUCAGCCUCUCUAGUGCUGGGAUUAUAGGCAUAUCCUAGUAUGCCCAAGCAAAAUGAUCAGCUUUUAAACAUUUUGCCUGGACUUAGCAAGACCAGGUCUCACCUCCCCCUUCCUGCCCCAGCUGCAAACAUGAGAUUCCUCUAAGGGCUGCCAAUGGGUCUUGAAGAUCAUCUAUUGUCCUUGUUCUGAGGCAGGGAUGAUACUUCAAGAAGAGAAAGCAGCUGAGCGCCGGUGACAUACGCCUAUAAUCCAGUGUGAUGAAUGCCACCCUCUCAUUAGUCACUAAGUAGCUGUCUCAGUUAUCAGACUGACUGUUGCAAUAUGGAAGUUCUUGUGCUCAUGUGACCCUUAGUUUUACUUCACAAUGGCCCCAAAAUGUAAAAGGAAUGACUUGGCAAUUUGGAUUUUCCAAAGAGAAGCUAUAAAACACUUCACUUCAACGAAAAGGUGAAAGUUUUCAACUUAAAAGGAAAGAAAAAUAAAAUCACACAUGGAGGUGCCUACAAUCCAUGGUAAUGAGUCUUCUGUCUGUGAAACUGAAGGGAAGAGAAAUCUGGCAUACCUCAACCGUAAGAGUUACCACAGCAUUGUGAUAUGUUGCUUAGUUAAGAUGGAAGAGCUGGGAAUGCAGCUCAGUGAUGGAGCAUUUGCGUAGCAGGCAUGAAGACCUGGGUUCAAGCCAGAUCACUG
Molecule: messenger RNA, 3484 nt
Organism: Castor canadensis (American beaver)
Lineage: Eukaryota; Metazoa; Chordata; Mammalia; Rodentia; Castoridae
Source: RefSeq, a predicted model, not a curated record